This is a messenger RNA of Polistes canadensis, 3913 nucleotides long. RefSeq names its product nodal modulator 1. Lineage: Eukaryota; Metazoa; Arthropoda; Insecta; Hymenoptera; Vespidae. Gene Ontology annotation, cellular component: endoplasmic reticulum membrane. The transcript has 14 exons. Gene Ontology annotation, molecular function: carbohydrate binding. The record is from RefSeq and is a predicted model, not a curated record. The coding region runs from base 22 to 3567 and encodes 1181 amino acids.
UUGUAAUCCAUUAAGUACACGAUGAAGUUGUUAAAAAAGGAAUUUAAUUUUUUUAUUUUCUUUAUUUAUUUUAACAAUUUAUUUAAAGAAACAAUUACACAAGAUAUUUUAGGAUGUGGUGGAUUUUUAAAAAGUCACGCCGAGAUAGACUUUACCAAAGUUCAUAUUAAAUUGUAUACUAAAGGUGGUAGUUUAAAAGAUGAAACAGAAUGUGCACCGAAUAAUGGAUAUUAUUUUUUACCCCUCUACGAUAAAGGAGAAUAUAUUUUAAAGAUACAUCCUCCAAGAGGUUGGAGUUUCGAUCCCAUGGAAGUGAAUUUAAACGUAGAUGGUUCUACUGAUAUUUGCAGUCAAGGAAAAGAUAUUAAUUUUACCUUCAAAGGUUUUGGUAUAACUGGCAAGGUAACCAGUUAUAAUUCUUUAUCCGGUCCAAAAAAUGUUACUGUUUCAUUGUAUAAUGCUAAUAAUAGAGAAACUGUAGUUAGAUCGACCAAGACUGCUGAUGGCGGAACAUUUUAUUUUACACCUAUUCAACCAGGAAAAUAUAUACUCGUCGCAUCUCAUCCUUCGUGGAUAAUAAAACAAGAUACAGUUGAAGUAACUGUACAAGAAGGUAAUGCUGAACUUCUGGAUGGCAGUUUAGUAAUAUUUGGAUACGACGUAAAAGGUCAAGUUACCAGUGAAAAUGAACCUGUCAGUGGUGUAUCCUUCAUACUUUUUGGGAAUGGAACUGCUAUGAAGUGUGAAACAUCACCGGUUAAAGGAUUUGAAUCUGAAAAGCCACUUUGUCAUGUUACAUCUGAUAAAAAUGGGAAAUUUAUCUUUCCUGCAUUGUCACCCGGUGGUUACAAACUUGUUCCUCAUUAUCCUAGUGCUCACACUAAAUUCGAUGUUCAACCACCAGAAUUAUUGUUCAAAGUUAAUCAUAACAGUUUGAUAUUGGCGCAAGAUUUUAAAGUUACUGGUUUUACGGUAACUGGCAUAGUUCGCAUGUCGGCAGAUGGCAGACCAUUAGCGAAAGCAAAAAUUAUAUUCGCUGGGAAAGAAGUAGCUGUGACUAAUAAAGAUGGAAAAUAUACAGUGGAUAAUGUCAAAGCUGGACAAUAUACUUUAAAAGCAGAAGCUAGUAAUGUACAAUUCGAGGAGAGAACAGUCAAAGUUUCCCCAAGCUCACCUGAAUUGCCAGUUUUAAUACCAUUGACGUAUAAAGUUUGCGGAAAAGUAACAUUAUCUGCAAAAGGAACUCUACAUUUCCGUAAAGUUGCUAUACAAAAUGUUGCUGGUACAUUCCAAAAAGAAGUAGAUGCGAAUGAAAAAACGGGAGAUUACUGUUUAUAUUUAAAACCUGAUAAUUAUAAAUUAAGCGUAAUUGUCAGCAAUGAAGAAAAAACUAAAGGUCUACAAUUCUUUCCUUUGGAACAAUUUAUUGCUGUAUCAUCCGAAUCAAUUAACGAAGUAAAUUUUCUACAACUGAAAGCGACUCUAAUCGGCACAGUUCAAUGUUUGCCAGAAAUAGAUUGCAGUCAAGCUUCGGUAACGCUUAAAGUACUUGACGGAGUUACAAUAAAAAUUUACCAAACUAAAGGUGGCCAAUACAAAUUCACUGAUGUACUACCAGGAUAUUAUGAAGUUUUAGUAGACAAUGAUGUAUUUUGUUGGAGACAUAAUAAUUAUAGAAUUUCUAUAACGUCUGAACGUUUUGAAGUACCUCCUUUCGAACAGACUGGUUUCUCAGUUACUUUUAUUUCUUCUCAUGAAACAACAAUCGAAUAUGUUGCACCGCAUGAAAGUACAAAAUCAUCUUUAGUGUUAUCCAAAGGUAGUACAAGACAUUGCGUCUCAAAAUCCGGAGAAUAUAGUUUUACACCUAAAGGUUGUCAUGUAUACGAUAAGGAAACAUUUUUUUGGGAUACGAAUAGUUCAUCUCCAAUUAUUUUAACGUCUACCGAACAUCGUCAUCAAGGAAAUAUCAUAAGUUCAAGUGCAUUGGAUGGAGUCAAAGUCAAAAUUGAAAGUUCAAGCGGCAAUAUUAUAAUCGGCCCACUUAAAUAUACAACGAAAGGAAAUAAUUUUAAAUACGAGUUUGAAUUUACAACAAAGACUGGUAACGUUUACAUCAUUACUCCUCUAUCAGAUAUUCUUUUAUUUAAUCCGCCGUCCAUUAAAGUUCUUGGCGUAAAUGAAUGUCACAACGAUAUUGCAACUUUCACCGGGGAUUUAGGAGUGAUCAUAGCUGGAAAAAUUUCACCUCCUUUAGAAGGUGUGAUGAUACAAAUAUUUAGCAAGGAUAAAGAAUCUCCUAUGCAUACAAUUAUUACAAAAGAAGAAGGAACCUACAGCGUUGGCCCGUUGGAUGGAAAAAUAGAAUAUAGUGUUACAGCUGAGAAGGAAGGUUUUGUAAUAACGGAAUCAAGCAGUAAAGGAGUAUUUUUAGCACGAAAAUUAGCUGAAAUAAUAGUGCAAGUAUACGAUCAAGCAGAUAAUUCGUCUUUACAGGGCGUUUUACUUUCUCUCUCCGGUGGGCAAAAUUAUCGUAAAAAUAGUAUAACGAGUAACGAAGGAAAAUUAAUUUUCAAUUCAUUAUCACCCGGAGAAUAUUAUCUAAGACCAAUGAUGAAGGAAUAUAGAUUCGAGCCACCAUCGAAAAUGAUUAAUGUAACCGAAGGUGCUACUGUCGUUGUAAACUUAUUUGGCAACAGAGUUGCAUUCAGUGCUUACGGAUCAGUAACGUCAUUAAACGGCGAACCCGAAGCAGGAUUAUUGGUUGAAGCCCAAGGUCAAGGAGAUUGUUCCAAUCUUCAAGAAGAAGCAACUACCGAAGAGAACGGUACUUUUAGAAUUAGAGGUCUUCAACCAUUAUGUACAUAUAUAUUACGUUUGAAAUCUAACGUAGAAGCAAAUACUCAUAUUCAACGUACAAGUCCUAGUUCAUUGAUGAUACAAACAGAAGAAGAUAUUCACGGACUUAGAUUAAUUGCUUUCCAUCCAAUUUCACGUACAGAUAUUUCCGCUCAUGUUAUAUCAAUUCAACCAGAACAUUAUCGUACCUUAAAAGUGAAAUUAUGUAGGGAAGACAUGCCAGACUCACCAAUACACAUAUCCAAAUUGGAUACGCAGCAUUUCAAUAAAAUUAGCAGUUCGUAUAACGCAGGAUUCCUCGUACACUUUCCACCUUUACAAGCAGAUAACAAGAAAUACUUCAUACAACUGGAAUCAUCCUUAUUGCCUAGCUUACAUAAGUAUAAAACUAAUCCUGUUUAUUUCGAAGCUAAUUCCUCGUUCAGAUAUGUUAAAUUAACGUUCAGUGCGGAACGCAAAGUGGAUCAAGGAGAUAUGAAUCAAACUUCGAUAGUAGCUUUACCAUUUAUAUUGUUAAUUACGGUUGCAUUUUUCAAUCGUGAAAAAUUGUGGAGCUGGCUAAAUACCUUGGUAGAAAGGUGGUCUAAACCUUCACCGAUUUCUAGAACAUCGGUACAAGCGAUUCCCAUAGAUCCAAGAGCUGAUGAUAUUAUUGUUGAACAAAUAAUGAACAUUAACAAAAGAAAAACGAAACCAAGAAAAGCAUAACAUUAUAAAGAACUUUUGUUUCAACAUUUUACACAGGAAUAACGUUCCAACCUGUGGAUCUCAUUUUCAUUUAUGUUCGCUCUUAUUUUUUAUUAGAUUACUACAUGGAUUAUUCUAAACAAUAUCAUUACAAAAAUUUUGAUAUAUAAGUAUUAGUGAUUGCAAGAAAAUUUUAUAGAAUUUUCAUAAUAUUAAAUGAUCGACAUCAAUCGAUGUAUACAUAAACAUGUAUACAUAAAAACAAAAAGGUUGUAUUAAAUGAUAAUAAUAUUGUAUUAAAAAAUUGUUCUUGUUUGAAUCUUGUGAUCGUAUGAAAAGUACUGACAUUAAAUCAAAUACAAACAUA